AAAUCAACCAUUACUCCAUCGUUUCUCAGCCGUGUGAACAUGAUUUGCCGAAUUCGUGCCUCUCGACGUCUCUCGGAAGAAGGCUUCGAAGUCUUGGAAGCUACUUUUAGGGAGUUUGCUUUCUCCGCAGAUGUAUUAAUUACAUUGAUCCAAAAAUCCUUCUUCUCCGGGACAUAAUGUCCACUGUUGUUACAUAUUCAUGAUUCAGCGUAUGACUCUAUACGCCUAGCAUCCAUUCAUUUCAGGUUCGCUAUAUAUUUCCUUUCUCUUCCAAUAUAUCGAAUCAUGAAUUUACGUCGUGCUAUCAUCAUCUGUCCCUCCACUUGACCUUGAUUUCAUCCUGAUCGCCACUCAUGGCGCUCCAACAACCGGACCCGAACCCGGACAAGCAUGUUGUCGUCGCAUCACCUCCGAACCCUACCUCAAACGAGAGCAGCACCAUGGAGUUGCCCGUAGUUGAAAAGGCCCCGACGGAACCAGACACCGAAGAGUCAAUGGAGGCCCGUAUCGAGCGUCUGGGCCGCGAACGACCCCCAGCCUUCAAAACCGUCUGGUCUGAACUGGGAUUCGUCUUCUCGAUUCUGAUGUCUCAGAUUUUGACCGAGUACUUUGUCUCGGGCUUCAACAUCAUCCUCCCCACCCUCAUCGAGGACCUUGGCAUUCCUCAAUCCUCCAGUGUCUGGCCAGCGACGGCAUUCUCCCUCGUCAUCGCGGCCACACUCCUGGUCUUUGGUAGACUGGGCGACAUGUACGGCGGAUAUCCGGUGUAUCUGGCCGGUCUGGCCUGGCUCGUGGUCUGGAGUAUCGUAUGCGGAUUCUCCACGAACCCACUGAUGAUGGACCUGUGUAGGGCUCUGCAGGGCCUGGGCCCCGCCGCUUUCCUACCGACGGGUGUCAUGUUGAUGGGCACCGUCUACCGCCCAGGACCCCGGAAGAACCUCGUCUUCGCCAUGUACGGCACGUUCGCGGUCAUCGGGUUCUACUUUGGCAUCUUCUGCGCGGGCAUCAUCAGCCAAUUCAUCCGCUGGGGCUGGUACUUUUGGGUCGGCGCGUCACUGACCUUCCUGGUGCUCGUCACGUCGGCCAUCUUCAUACCCGACGACUCCAAGGAGCGACGCAAGAACGGGAUCGUCAUGGACUGGCUCGGCUCCGUGGCCAUUGUGUCUGGGAUCGUCUUGGUCGUGUUCGCCAUCACGGAAUCGGCACAUGCCACGCGAGGCUGGCGCACACCCUACAUCCCCACGCUCCUCUGCGUCGGCUGCGUCGUGUUGUUCGUCGCGGCGUACAUCGAGGGCCGGGUCGCCGAGAUGCCCCUCUUGCCGGCCGACGUCUUCGCGACCCCCUGCAUGACGCAACUCACCGUCGCCCUGCUCCUGCUGUACGGCAAUUGCGGCAUCUACCUCCUCUACGGCACCCAGUACUUCCAGAACAUCAUGGGCGCCACACCCUUGCAGGUCGUGGCUUGGUUCACGCCCACGGCCAUCGGCGGCAUCGUCCUCAACAUCCUGGAAGGCUACUUCCUGCACUUGGUGCCCGGGAGGGCCUUGUUGGUCGUGUCCGGGGCGUCGGCCGUCGGCGCGCCCCUCCUCCUGGCCCUCGUCCCCGAGGGCGGGAGCUACUGGGCUUGGAUAUUCCCUUCGAACAUCCUGACCACCAUGAGCAUCGACCUGUCGUACACGCUGAUCUGCGUCUUCGUCACCACGCAGCUGCCGUCCUCCCGGCAGGGUCUCGCGGGCGGCCUGAUCAACAGCGUCCUCCAGCUCGGCAUGGCCGUCGUCCUCGGCUUCAGCGACAUCGUCCAGUCCUACACCGUGGACGAGGCGGGCCUGAGGCGGAGCUACAAAAACACCUUUUGGCUCGCCGUGGCCACGGGCGCCGCCAGCCUGGUCAUCAUGACCAUCUGGGGCAAGGUCGGCAAGGCCAAGAGCGACCUCACCGCCGACGAGAAGUUGGAGUUGCAAAGAGAGGCCACGAGAUUGUCAUCCGCGCCAGAGUGAUUGAGACAGCCCCUCCACAGACCAACAAAAAUCAAAAGAGUAAGAAGACAAGGCUGCAAAUACACUCAUGACUUGAAUUUCCCCAACAUGAAUCUUUGAUUUUGAUCUUUUCUGUCAUCAUCAGCGACGGAGUUUCGAUCUUACACAUGUAUCUGUUUGUUUGAAAGGCUGCAUCAAGGGAAGAUAGAAUAUAGCAUGUUUUAGGCGUCAUUUGAACAAAGAUUCUACCUUGGGGAUAUUAUAGUACAUUGGCGAACAUUUCAUGUACUCUGUACGUAGCUAUACAUACCGAUCUGAUCA
Exophiala oligosperma is the source of this 2297-nucleotide messenger RNA. RefSeq lists its product as uncharacterized. Gene Ontology annotation, molecular function: transmembrane transporter activity. The record is from RefSeq and is a predicted model, not a curated record. The transcript has a single exon. Gene Ontology annotation, cellular component: membrane. Bases 354 to 1997 code for a protein of 547 amino acids. Lineage: Eukaryota; Fungi; Ascomycota; Eurotiomycetes; Chaetothyriales; Herpotrichiellaceae. Gene Ontology annotation, biological process: transmembrane transport.